AUGAGUGUGAGAGUUAAACUUGAUAAUAAAGAAAGAGGUUAUUAUGCCUCAUUGUAUUAAGCAGUUGAUGCAACAGUAUUUAAAUAUAUAAUACUAUUAGAAUACAGGCUAAAUUGGAGGAGCCUAAGCAGUCACAUUUUUCAAAAGGUCUGGAUUAUCAAUUGAUAUUCUUAAGAAGAUUUGGUUAAUUAGUUCACCAAAUAAUUAAACUUUAAAUAAAGAGGAAUUCUAUGUUGCUCUUAAGCUUAUCAGUUAUGCACAAAACAAUAUUGAGGUUUCCAUUGAUUCCAUUUAAAGAUGCAUUCCAAGUUCAUUACCAUAAUUUUAAUCUGAUACAGAAGAAGUCUAUAAACUAAGACCAGAAUAGGAAAGGUUAUAUUAGAAUUAUAUAUAAUAAUUGGAUCAUUCCAAUUCAACAGUAUAAUUAUUUAUAUUUAUUAGGUCUCAACUUAAAUGGCUAUAAAUUUAUUCAAAAAAACACAACUCACUUAAUUCUAAUUAUAGAAUAUCAUCAAUCUAGUAGAUCCAAGUUUAUAAACAAAACCAAGAAUGACUACCCAUUCCUAUAUUGUUAUUGCCCAUCUAAUAUCUUUAGCAUCUUAGAGUGUACCUAUACCAUAAAAAUUACCAAACUCCUUAUCAGAAUAUUUAAAUUAACAAAUAUUGAUAUCAUAAAAUCUUAAUAAUAAUAUUAAUAAUACACCUAUAAAUGUUGUACCUAAAUCAAAUGAUUUAUUAGAUUUUGAAGCAAAUUUUGAUAAAUCUAAAUCUCCUAUUGAUAAAUGUAUAUAUUCUUAUUAGACUAUUUAGAUAGUGCUUUCAAUUAUAUUGAAAUUCCAAAUACUAGUAUUGAAUCAACUGUUUAAUAAUAACAAUAACCUUAAUUAACUACAUCUUAAUCAUUCAAAAUACCAUCCACAUAAAAUUAAUAACCAAUCUUAAAACAACAAAAAUCAUUUGAUUUAAUUAUUAAUGAUAAUGAUUCGCAACCAUAAUAAAUUAUCUAGUAACCUAUACCAUAAUAAUAGUAAGUGACUACUAUAUAAUCAUAGACAAGUACAUAAUAACUUAAAAAGACAAUAGAAUUUUAAAAAUAAGUCUUACUUUAAGAAUAAAUGUUAAUAUAACAGUAAUAGCUAGAAUAAAAUUAUAAAGAAGCAAAUGAUUUGCUUAAUGAAUUUAAGGAAUCUCAUGAAAAGAUUCUAAUUUCAAGUUAAAGUUAAUUAGAAUCAUUAUAAACAACAAAUGAACAAUAUAAGACUUUAUUAAAAAAGAUUUCAGAUGAAAAUUAUUUAUUUUAAGAAGAACUUAAAUAAAUUGAAUUAUAGAAAAAAAAACUUACUGAAUCUUUAAGUAAAUAAGCCAUAGAAAUCAAUUAAAAAUUAGGAUUAAAUAUUUAAUUAAAAUAAGAAUACUCUAAAUAAACAACAAAUACAAUUAAUGUAGUUACAGAUUAUGCAAAUUAAAUAAUAGGAGAUUUGAGAUCAAAUUAUGAAAUUGAAUAAGAAAGAAAAAAGAGAUAGGAAUAAGAAAUUGUUAAAGAACUCAAAUUAUAAAGAGAUUAAAUGACUUCAAUUUUUGAAGCUUUGAAUUCUUUAUCUAAAGAUAUGAAAUCAUAAAGAAAAAGUUCAAUUCCUUAUUAACCUAUCGAUACACAUGAUACAAAUAUACCUAUAUAAUAGGUUUAUUAAUUAUAAUAAUUUGUUGAUAAUAACUUUGAUAUUAUUGAUAUAUAAACAAUAAAGAAAUAAGAAUAUUAGUAAGAAUAAAUAAAAUAAGUUGAUUUAAAUAAUAAUAAAGAAUAAUUUGAUGUAUUUUCUUUAUAUAAUGAUAAAUAACAUAAUUAAAUACUCUAAUAAGAAUAGAAUGAUUAAAUAGAUUAAUAAUAAUAAUAAUAAGUAGAAAAUUUUGGAUUUAGUGAUAAUGUAUAAGUUUAAUUAAGUUAAUAAUAAUAAACAGAAGAUAAUAAUAAGAUUGAUGAUAAUAAUAUUAAUAGAAAUAUUGAAGAUCAUCAUGAAAUCUAAUAGUAAUAAGAUUAAUAAAUAAAUAUUGAAUUUGAUUAAUCUACUUAAUUUGAAAAUUAAGAUGAAAUAGAACAUAAAGGAUUUGAUAUUAAAUUUGAAGAUGGAUUUGGUGUUCAUUUUGAUAAAAGAAAUUCUAAUGAGUAAAAUCCAUCUAUAAAUUUUGAUUAAAAUUUUGUAUUUGAUUAAGAAAUAAAAUAAGUAGAUGAAGUUUAAAUUGAUUUUGAUGCUAAUAAAGAAUUUGGUGGAGGUGAUUGGACAGGAUUUGGUGAUAAUUUUGUUAAAGGAUCUCAACCAUAAUAGGAUGAAUUUUAAACAUUUAAAUGGUGA
Molecule: messenger RNA, 2351 nt
Organism: Paramecium pentaurelia
Lineage: Eukaryota; Ciliophora; Oligohymenophorea; Peniculida; Parameciidae
Source: the annotation of a GenBank genome assembly